Messenger RNA from Struthio camelus australis, 1032 nucleotides. NCBI's taxonomy places the organism in Eukaryota, Metazoa, Chordata, Aves, Struthioniformes, Struthionidae. The record is from RefSeq and is a predicted model, not a curated record.
AUGGUCACGGACGAGGUGAUGGGAGCCAGGCACCGCAGGGGCUGUUUUUGCCACGGGCCAGUAUUUGCCCUCUGCGAGGUUGGAAAGCAGCAUCUCCUGGGGCUGGUCUGUCGCUGCCAGCUGCAGCCCUUCCAGGCAUCCAGAGCAGGGCACAGCUCUGACUGUGCCCGUUUCCCUCAGGAAUCACUCUUCGCCUCCCAGGAGAAGUUUUUCCAGGAUUUGUUUGACAGCGAACUGGCCUCGCAGGCCACAGCGGAGUUUGAGAAAGCCAUGAAGGAGCUGGCUGAGGAGGAGCCGCACUUGGUGGAGCAGUUUCAGAAGCUGUCAGAGGCAGCAGGCAGAGUCGGGAGUGACACGGCAUCCCAACAGGAGUUCACGUCCUGCCUCAAGGAGACGCUCAGCGGCUUGGCCAAGAACGCCAACGACCUGCAGAACUCCACUGUGUCGGAGGAAGAGCUGGCGAAAGCCAUAGAGGGGCUGGGCCUGGAGGAGGGCGACGGUGAAGGCAACAUCCUGCCCAUCAUGCAGAACAUCAUGCAAAACCUGCUGUCCAAAGAAGUGCUCUACCCCUCUCUCAAGGAGAUUACAGAGAAGUACCCCGAGUGGCUGCGGCUCCACCGCGACUCUUUGCCUGAGGAGCAGUAUGAGAAAUACCAGGAGCAGCACAACAUCAUGGGCAAAAUCUGCCAGCAGUUCGAGGCCGAGCGGCCAACAGAUGGUGACGCUGAGCAGAAAGCGCGCUUUGAGAUGGUCUUGGACCUCAUGCAACAGCUGCAGGACCUGGGGCAUCCUCCCAAGGAGCUGGCUGGGGAGUCGCCCCCCGGCCUCAACCUCGACCUGGAGGGCCUUGCCAGCGAACCUCCAGCCCCGGCCUUGGCUCUCGCUGCCCGCGACACCACCACACUGCAGACAGUUCGGCAAAGUAACUUUGCUGGCAAACUGGCGCUGGCGCUCCCACCAACCCCUCUGCACCUGCUAGCAUGCAGGAAGCAGCGAUGGGUCACCAGGAUCCUCGCAGGUCCUGCGGCCUGA